UGGCCACCACGUGGAUGAGAGCAGAAAUUAAAGGACUUGUUUAACUUUUCUGCACAAAAAGUCAGUUAUUUGUAGUGAUUGUACAUUUCUUCCCCACUGGAUAUUUUUUACAUACUCUACAGGAGUCAAGUCUUAUUUCAUAUGCGCUCAGCAUGGAACCACUGUAACGUACUCAAAUGGAUAUUACUCGUCGUAACUUACAGCAUUGGACGGUUGCGUCACUCACUUAAUCAAGUUUAUCUGACAGAUCUUGGUGAAUAGGAGAUUUGUAAUGGCAGCUAUUGGAGAGAUCGGGACGUUUUUACAGAGCCUGGAGGGUUUCGGACAGAUCGGAUCACAGUUCUUUUUACCACCUCUUGGAGAAAACCUCGGCUUGUUGAACGACCAUUUAGUUCCCGCAGAGAGACUGUCACGGAGCGCCUCCGCAGAUUUCGCCCACUUGAAAGGGAUCCUGCGGAGAAGACAGUUGUACUGCAGGACUGGAUUUCACCUUGAAAUACUCCCGGAUGGCACUGUGCAGGGCACGAGAAAGGACCACAGUCGUUUUGGUAUUUUGGAAUUCAUAAGCCUCGCAGUUGGAUUAAUAAGCAUCCGAGGAGUGGACAGUGGUCUUUACCUUGGAAUGAAUGACAAGGGAGAACUUUACGGCUCUGAAAAACUCACUGCCGAAUGUGUCUUCCGUGAGCAGUUUGAGGAGAACUGGUACAACACAUACUCCUCUAAUCUAUACAAGCAUGGGGAGAGAGGAGCACGAUAUUUUGUGGCUCUGAACAAGGAUGGCACGCCACGUGAUGGGACAAAAUCAAGGAGACAUCAAAAAUUCACACACUUUCUUCCAAGACCAGUGGACCCUGAUAAAGUUCCAGAACUUUACAAAGAGGUGCUUGGACACAGUUGAGACUAUUAGUCAAAUUUAAGGGAUGUUAGAAAGAUGCCCAGUUUCCACUCUUCACGUGGAGGAGGUGAUAAUGGUUGGCCUUGGCCACAGUGUCCAAGCCAUAAAGAGAUGUGAGAAGUGAAUAAUAUCUGCUCUGGAAAUGCAUAGGCCAGUACUGAUGGUGAAGAAUACAGUCACAAAAGACUCCAAAAGUAAGAACGUCAAGAUGCAGGUGGUGUCCUGGUUGCUUAUAUGGUUCUAAAUGAGCCCAUACAAAGAUAUAAAUCUUAAUGAAAACUGACUAGUAGCAUAAGAUGUCCAUGAAAACCUAUGCAAAGAUUUGGACGUUUUAACAUGGUGCUGCUAUGCUGUGCUCUGGAAAUAUUCAAUAUGGGUUAAGAAGGACUUGAAGGAACAAUGCUUACGUGAUGCUCAGAGAUGACAGAACUGGGACAGUGGAGAACAGAGAUGCCAUCUCACAAGAUCUUAUUUAUACAGUUCUUGAUACACAUAGGCUAUUUAUUGUAUGUAUUUAUUUAUUUGAAAAUAUAAAUAUAUAUUUUUACAUCUUAAAGUAGAUUGUUUUUAUUAGACAUAUCAGUAGAAAGUGUGUUGAAAUAUUGACAAACUGUUCUCUUUAUAUGAUGGAAACUGUAAGUUACUUAUGAUCUCUGCUGUGAUAUUAUGGAGGGCAAGAAAGAUUUCCAGUUUCAAAUGUAUGAAGAAUGCCACAAGACUUUGUGAUUUUUAUAGAUUUGUUUUAAACAU
This is a messenger RNA of Myxocyprinus asiaticus (Chinese sucker), 1645 nucleotides long. Its product is annotated as fibroblast growth factor 20-like. Bases 272 to 898 code for a protein of 208 amino acids. Gene Ontology annotation, cellular component: cytoplasm. The transcript is spliced from 3 exons. The record is from RefSeq and is a predicted model, not a curated record. NCBI's taxonomy places the organism in Eukaryota, Metazoa, Chordata, Actinopteri, Cypriniformes, Catostomidae. Gene Ontology annotation, biological process: cell differentiation; regulation of cell migration; animal organ morphogenesis. Gene Ontology annotation, molecular function: growth factor activity; fibroblast growth factor receptor binding.